AGCAAUAUUCAAUCCCGUUAAACAACAAUGUACUGAAUUUGGUCAAAACUCGAAAAAUCAUCUUUCAUUCACACCUCGAUUUCCGAUUUCAUCAUAACAUAAUCCUCUCAAUCACAUUUCACUGCAAAUUCUCUCGAUUGAUUCAUCGAAUCAAGCUCGCAAAAAUGCCAGCGACAAUUUCUCAGUUAUCAUGCUUCUCUUACGUCAGUCGCAAUCUCCAUUUUCAGCAACGGCGAUCGUCGCCUUUCCUCAAUCAUCGCUCAAAGUUUUCAAUUGCUAUGAGCCUUGAAGGACAUGAUGCUGAAACCUCUAGUUCAGGCAACAUGCCUAAGCUAAGCUAUGCUGCUGAUUUAUCGAGUUCAAGUGUGGAACCGGUGGAGAAGUCGUAUCUUGGGACAGAGGGACAUGUUAAUGGAAAGAUUGGUGGCAAUGGACCUCCAAAUCCAGUUGUUGAGAAGAAGACAGCAAAGAUCCAUGACUUCUGUUUGGGUAUCCCUUUUGGUGGUUUUGUUUUGACCGGGGGACUCCUUGGUUCUAUUUUUUCGAGGAACUUCGCUACUCUAGGCACGGGUGUUCUUUUUGGAGGUGCUAUUCUAGCUUUUAGCACAAUUAGUUUAAAGGUCUGGAAGGAAGGCAAAUCAAGUUUCCCUUUGAUUGUUGGACAAGCAGUUCUUGCAGUCACUUUGUUAUGGAAGAACUUCCAGACCUACUCAGUGUCAAAGAAACUGUUUCCAUCAGGACUUUAUGCUUUAGUGAGUGCUGCAAUGCUGUUAUUUUAUUCUUACGUGGUAAUAUCUGGAGGAAAUCCGCCCCCAAAGAAAAUGAAAACUGCUGCUGAAGCUGCAUCAUAAUGAAACAUUUCCAAGGUCAGGUUGUUCCUUUUGAUAGUGAGGAUGUGUUUCUGCUCCGAAUUUUCACACAAUAGAAUAUUUCAUCCUGCCUUGAUGGCAUAUUGGCAUACCAUGCGAGAAAAUCUCAAAAUAUGAGUUUAGUUUAGCUGGAGAGCUUGUGACUAAUAUUGUUUAUACGAAAUUACCUGUAUGUAUUGAAUAGUUGGAGUCCUUUAAUAUGGUAAUCGAGUGACAUACACUAGAUCUGGCUCAGCAUGAACAUCAUCAAUUUAUUGCAAUUACAUUGUUUGACAUA
Molecule: messenger RNA, 1146 nt
Organism: Beta vulgaris subsp. vulgaris (sugar beet)
Lineage: Eukaryota; Viridiplantae; Streptophyta; Magnoliopsida; Caryophyllales; Amaranthaceae
Exons: 6
Coding region: 165-851 (228 amino acids)
Cellular component (GO): membrane
Source: RefSeq, a predicted model, not a curated record